This is a messenger RNA of Oncorhynchus mykiss (rainbow trout), 2331 nucleotides long. The record is from RefSeq and is a predicted model, not a curated record. NCBI's taxonomy places the organism in Eukaryota, Metazoa, Chordata, Actinopteri, Salmoniformes, Salmonidae.
AGGAGGAGGAAGAUAGUGACCAAUGACUUUCUUGGUUUCGAAGAAAACAUGUACCACUCUGCACUUUGGUCCACACCUUCUUCCACCAACGGCCGUGACAGUGAGGCUAUGUACAAUGAGACCAUCACACAGUCUAGUGAUGCCAAGCCAAAGGAGGUCAAUAAGUGUAACCAGCUAGAGCUGAAGGGUCUGGAGUCUAUCGCCCCUCUGGUGCGGUCCGUGGAGGAGACCCCAGAGCCCAUCUCCACAGAGGUGCGUGGGACCAUCCCUACCUGGAUCCGAGGCAGCCUCCUCCGCAACGGCCCAGGGAAGUUUGAGUUCGGAAACCAACACUACAACCACUGGUUUGAUGGGAUGGCCAUGCUGCACCAGUUUAAGAUUGAGGAUGGCAAGGUGACCUAUAGGAGUCGCUUCCUGCAGAGUGAUGCCUAUAAGAAGAACAGCGCGAGGGACCGCAUCAUGGUGUCAGAGUUUGGCACGGUGGCCAUGCCCGACCCCUGCAAGAACUUCUUCAUGCGUUUCCUCUCUCGCUUCGAAAUACCAGAGGCCACAGACAAUGCCAGUGUUAGCUUUGUAAAGUACAAGGGAGACUGCUUUGUCAGCACUGAGACCAACUACAUGUACAGGGUGGACCCAGAGAGCCUGGAGACACGGGAUAAGGUGGACUGGACAAAGUUUAUUGCUGUGAAUACGGCCACUGCUCAUCCUCACACUGAACCAGACGGCACUACAUACAACAUGGGCAACUCUUAUGGCAGAAAAGGUGCCUUGUAUAACAUAAUCAAAGUGCCCCCUAAGAAGAACAAUCCUGAAGAAACUCUGGAGGGGGCUGAAGUGCUCUGCUCUAUUGUCCCUGUAGACAAGGCCAGGCCCUCCUACUUCCACAGCUUCGCCAUGUCAGAGAACUAUGUGGUAUUCAUAGAGCAGCCUAUCAAAAUGGACCCGCUGAAGAUCAUCACAGCCAAGAAGAGGGGGGAGAGCAUCUGUGAGGGGUUCUACUGGGACCCCAAGCAAGAUACUGUCUUCCACCUGGUUGACAAACACACAGGACAGACCAACUCUGUAAAGUUCCACACCAAGGCUCUGUCAGUGUUCCACCAGAUCAAUGCUUAUGAGGAGGACGGCUUCCUAAUGCUGGACAUGUGUUGCUCUGACAAUGGGGUGGCCCUUAACAACUACCUCAUCCAGAACCUACGCAAGUCAGGGAAGGCUCUCGAUCAGGUCUACAACACCAUGUACAAAGCUUUUCCCCGGCGCUUUGUUCUGCCCCUCAAUGUGACCAACGACACACCGACAGGUGUGAACCUCAACACACGUCCCACCAGCUCUGCCACUUCUUUCAAAACAGCUAAAGAUAAGGUGGUGUGCCAGUUUGAGGCUCUCCAUGGAGAGGACCUUUAUGAGUACGGAGGCCUGGAGUUCCCUCAGAUCAACUACAGCAAGUUCAACACACGGCCCUAUCGCUACUUCUACGGCUGUGGCUUCAGGCACCUGGUGGGAGACUCAAUCCUCAAGAUUGACCUGGAGGGAAAGAAAGUCGAGGUGUGGUACCAGAAGGGUUUGUUCCCCUCAGAGCCUGUGUUCGUCCCCUCGCCAGACGCCGUGGAGGAGGACGAUGGGGUCAUCCUGUCCGUGGUGGUCACGCCCACUGAGGAUAAGAGGACAUUCCUCCUGGUUCUGAAUGCCAGGACAUGGGAGGAGCUGGGGAGAGCUGAGGUGCCUGUCAACGUUCCUUACGGUUUCCGGGGCCUUCAACCCCACCGCCUAGAUCAGUGAUACUGACCUACCAACUACCCCUAUCUCCCUUCCUCCCUCCCAUUCCCUUUUCUGUCCAUGCAGGCACAUGCCCAGAAAGGAGUCUACCUGUGCUCAGCUCAUACACAUGCCCCUCUCCCACUCGCCAAGUGCCCUUUUGGGUGGUGGUAUAAUGACGUUUUUUGUAUACAGUUAUUGUGGUUCUUCUGAACCAACUGCCCGAAAGUCCCCCCCCAUCCCCUGUUCUCCUUCCAUUCCUUCCUCCCUCCUUACUUCCUCCCUUAUACAACCCACUGUCAUGAAACCCUCAUGGUCAAACCCACUUAAACCCCCAGAAAAAGGAUCAAGCAAGGGGGCUGCCUUCCUGUGCGAUGCAUGCAGGACCUGCGUGUUGUGGCAGAGAUCAUUGCAGCACAGUUGGCAUUUUAUUCAUGCUGAGGACCGUAAGUGGGCACAGACAGACACCUAUGGGAUGAAAAAGGUUUUGUGUCCUGCAGAUAAUUUGGAAAUGGUUGUCUUUUUGCUUUGUAUGAGUUAGCCUACCUUUUGUAUUAAAAACAACUUUUUCCCACGUUA